This is a messenger RNA of Pseudomassariella vexata, 1411 nucleotides long. RefSeq lists its product as uncharacterized. The record is from RefSeq and is a predicted model, not a curated record. Gene Ontology annotation, cellular component: mRNA cleavage and polyadenylation specificity factor complex. Gene Ontology annotation, biological process: mRNA 3'-end processing. Gene Ontology annotation, molecular function: mRNA binding. The transcript is spliced from 3 exons. NCBI's taxonomy places the organism in Eukaryota, Fungi, Ascomycota, Sordariomycetes, Amphisphaeriales, Pseudomassariaceae. Bases 367 to 1269 code for a protein of 300 amino acids.
CCGGUCAAGGGUAGCGCGCCUGGAGCUUUGAGCCGCCGCGCGCCAAACGUGAAGGCUUCAAAAAGUCCAAUUGCUUCUCGAAGUAUCCUCUCUGAAAUGCAUCAAGAUUGAUUUUGGGAGUAUGCUUGCUCUGCCAAACACGUCGUAGGCUCAUUUUGUAGAUUGACAAUUUACAUUUAUUCCCCAGAACUCUUGCACUUACUCGUCUUUCAGUGAAAUCAAUUUGAGCUUGCUUCCUUGUCUGCACCUUCCCACCUCACCUUCCCACCGACGUGCCUGUGCUUCUACGAGAUCCAUCCUGUCACCUUGCCCAACUUUGGUCUACACCUUCGUUCCCUCACAACUUCGACAUAAUCACCUGCCACAAUGUCGACCAAGCCACCCUCUCGGGUGGUCUUUGUGGGUAACAUUCCCUAUGGCCUCUCCGAGGAGCAGAUCACCGACAUCUUCAGCAGUGCUGGCAAGGUCCUGAACUUUCGUCUCGUAUAUGAUAGGGAAACGGGGCGACCGAAGGGCUUUGGUUUCGCAGAGUACCCUGAUGCUGACUCAGCUGCGUCGGCAGUUCGCAAUCUGAACGACUAUGAGAUCAUGAACCGCAAGCUUCGCGUUGACUAUAGUACCGAAGGACGCGUCGACCAAGAAGACGACAAGUCAGGAGGCAAUGCGCACAUGGGAGGGGGCUACGGACAACAAUAUUCGAAUGGCGCUUCACUUUCCGCACCACAGCCUGCCGGCGCAUUGCCCCCUCUCCCACCCGGCAAGGAGCUUCCGCCCGGUGUAAGCUUCUCCGAUGCUGUCUCCCGAACUCUGAACACGCUGCCACCCGCCCAGCUUCUCGACAUUCUCACCCAUAUGAAGUCUUUGGCCACGCAAGACCCCAACCGUGCGACGGAGCUUCUGACCCAGGCACCUCAACUGGCAUAUGCCAUCUUCCAGUCUCUGCUCCUGAUGGGUCUCAUAUCGCCCGAGGCCAUCCAUUCUGUCGUUGACACGACCGCACCGCCUCCUGCCCAAGCACCUCCCGUGAGCUAUGCACCUCCACCUAUCCCUGUUUACCCCGGCGUCGCAACGGGCACUCCUCCCGUUGCAGCGCCGUACGCUCCGCCCCAGGCCUACGCUCCCGCUCCUGUCGCAGCACCCGCACAGGAUCCCGAUCAACUCAUGAAGAUGGUCAUGGAGCUUCCUCAGGCAUCGAUUGACCAACUACCAGAGGGCGAAAGACAGCAGAUCAUGGCGUUGCGUGCGCAGUUCAUGGGCCAAAGACGUUGAAGAAUCGGAUCAACUGGUGAAGAUGGUGAUGGCGGCACAUGGGAACCCGCCGGGUCUAUUUACCCACUCUUCAUCGAUGAGAUACUAUGAUUUAAUAGCAUUGCGAACUUUGUCCACGGCUAAGAAAAUCGUGGACGAGGAU